Molecule: messenger RNA, 1336 nt
Organism: Aegilops tauschii subsp. strangulata
Lineage: Eukaryota; Viridiplantae; Streptophyta; Magnoliopsida; Poales; Poaceae
Source: RefSeq, a predicted model, not a curated record
GUCACAGCAGCGCGCGUGACCGCCAAAAUCACCCACUUCAUUAUCGGUCUGAGCCUCACGACCGCAGCCGCAGAUCGCCCCGAUCGUCCAACCGCGCGCGAUGGCUUCCCCGCGCAAGGCACCCCUCCCCCCUCCCGGUCUGAUGAUGGCGAUCGCCGCACCGCGACGACGCGGCCGGGCGGGCAGGCGGAGCCGAAUGGCCGAUGGGUCGAUAUGAGGUGGUGGCCUGGUGGGGGUGACUGCUGAGCUGCUGCGCGCGGCCAAAAGUUCCCCCCGGCCGUCCCGUCCUCGUGCCGCGCCUAUAUAAACACCAUCCAUUAUCCCCGCCUGAACGCACGCGCACGCACCAUUUCUCACGCAGUAAGCCCCACCUGCCACCAGCUGGUGUUUUCUUUUCAGUCAGCGAGAACGAUCGAUCAAUGGCGUCCUUGUGCCCCGGCAGCAGCGGCAGGGCGUCGGCGGCGGCGCUGCUUCUCGUGCUCCUCCUGACGACGUCGCCGCCGCGCGUGGACGCCAGGACCAUGCUCGCUGUCGCCGGCGCUCGUUCCAGCGUGGAGAUUGACGGCGAGACACAAGAGGCAGCAGCUGCCGGCUGGUCGGCGCUGCUCCGCGGGCCUCCGGCCUCCGGGGCCACCGCCGGCAGGUGGACGGCGGGUCGCCGCGGCAAUGCGGUCGGGGCAGCCGUGGCGGCGCGGGUGCUGGGGUCGGUCCCGAGCCCUGGAGUCGGCCAUUGAUUACCCGGCCCCUGGAGUCGGCUAGACGGCUUAUCAGCCACAUGUGUAUCGUAUCGUAUCUUCAUGUUGUUUGGAUCCGUACGUGGACUGAUUGGACGGGCUCGAGGAGGUAGAGUGUGCUGGGAGGCAAGAUUUUGCGGUGGGUCCAUCCGUGCGUCCCGUUUCUACCAUUUGUACGUUGUUUGCACAUACCAGUUUCUUUCGUUCGGUUACAUGGCCCUUUCUUCCUCACUUGUUUCCAUAGAUAUUUCCUCACAUGGUGAAAUAACUGCACUUAAAGGAAUUCAGAUAGGUCUACUUCUUUCUUCAAUAAAAGGGAAAUCAAACUACGUGAUCCAUCGCCGAGGCAAGCGUGAAUUAUGACCUUCGCCUACAACACGACCAGAUAUAUCACGUCGACCGUACUUUAAAAGAUCACAAGGUAGGGAGCUAGCAAAAAAGAAAAACUGUGCUAGGUUUACUACCAAUAAAAACUUCCAUUGCAAAAUAAAAAGAGUGAAUAUUUAGUUUUGCACGUUUCGUCUAUUUACCACAUUUGAGCUAGUCUCAAGCCAAGAAAAGCCCAUUCCAAUACUUUAAAAAAAAAAAAAUCUCAAGCAAAU